AUGCCGGAGGCUCGAGAAGUCGUCACUUUCAACCAUUUCCUGGAAGCAGCUGCAGAGAAGGAAGUCCAGGGAAAAGCCAGACUACAGAAUUUCAUUGAGAACCUAUUACAACGGGUUGACCUAGCUGAGAAGCAGUUAGAGUAUUAUCAAAGCCAGCAGGUCUCAGGCCAUGGCAAGGGGGCCAGCGAGCACUUGUUUACAGACGUCGCCUCAAAUAGGAAGUCCAAAUGCCUGUGCCGAGGGGGCCCGCACCCUGCCUGCCACAACCCAGACCUCAGGGCCCACUUCCACGCAAAGGGAAGGAAUUCCUUGAGGAAAGCCAAGGAUGAGCGAGGCAGCGUGCAGUCAGCUAGGUUUGCCCAUGACCUCGCCGAUUCCCCGAGAGAACUCUGGAGACCCAUGAAGAAAGGGGAGCCGCUGGGCCCGACCCGGAAAGUCAACGUCAAGGCAAAAAUGGUCAAAAAAAAGCCAGCAGCCGUCGUGAAUGUCAUCUGAAGAGGGUGGGGGACUCCAAGCUGCCAGUCUUGAGUUUGAGGAAGGGAAAGAACUGGAUCG
Molecule: messenger RNA, 555 nt
Organism: Gracilinanus agilis (Agile Gracile Mouse Opossum)
Lineage: Eukaryota; Metazoa; Chordata; Mammalia; Didelphimorphia; Didelphidae
Gene: ZNF365
Product: zinc finger protein 365
Exons: 4
Coding region: 1-495 (164 amino acids)
Biological process (GO): regulation of DNA strand resection involved in replication fork processing; regulation of double-strand break repair via homologous recombination; regulation of neuron projection development
Cellular component (GO): centriolar satellite
Source: RefSeq, a predicted model, not a curated record